AUGGCACUCGCUAACACAAUCCGGAGAACAGCUUCAAGAGUUGUACCUUUUGCCAUCCGGGCUUCAUCUGGAAAUCAAAGGUACCACCACUGCUCGCCCCUUCUCGCUGCUAUGAAGACCCACGGUGAUCUCUCUCGAAAGUUGUUCCCGAGGUCGUUUCCGGUUUCCAUUCAUCACUAUUCCACUAAAAAGCCGAGCUCUGAUGAGUCACUCCUGCGAGUCAUCGAAUCCGAGAUUCAGUGUGCCCAGGAGGGCGAGGACGAUGACGAGGUUGCAGAGGUGCCUCAGGGCUUCCCUUUUGAAAUUGAAGACCAUCCCGGACAACAAACCAUAACCCUGACCAGAGACUAUCAGGGUGAAACUAUCAAUGUCGAAGUUCACAUGCCUGACCUUGUAACUGGUGAGGAGAAUGAUGAUGACAAUGACAAUGAUGAUGAAGAAAGAGGUGCUCAGUCGAGUAUACCUCUUGUCGUCAGAGUUUCAAAGAGGAAUGGACCCUCUUUAGAGUUUGGCUGUACGGCAUACCCUGAUGAGAUUGCAAUCGACAGCUUGUCUGUUAAGGAUACUAAUAGCUCGGAAGAACAAAUAGCCUAUGAAGGACCAGAUUUCUCGGACUUGGAUGAAAAUCUGCAAAAGGCUUUUCACAAGUAUCUAGAGAUAAGAGGAAUCAAGCCCAGCACAACCAAUUUCUUGCAUGAGUACAUGAUCGGCAAAGACAGCAAAGAAUACGUUACUUGGCUAAAGAACCUCAAGAAGUUCGUAGAAGCAUAA
Fraxinus pennsylvanica is the source of this 771-nucleotide messenger RNA. NCBI's taxonomy places the organism in Eukaryota, Viridiplantae, Streptophyta, Magnoliopsida, Lamiales, Oleaceae. The record is from the annotation of a GenBank genome assembly.